GGGGCGGGCCCCCGGGUUGCCUGGCUGGGGGGGUGGGGGUGGGAACUGUGCUGGGGCUCCGGGCGCCCGGGCUUAAGAACGCGGCGUGCGCACCGGGUUCACGGAGCACCAGUCGGCGCAUAGCCACCCCAGCGCCGCUGUACGCACGCGCCCCGCAGCACCCGGCUGACGCCGGCCUUCGCACCGCCUCCGCCGCAGGAAGCUACCACGAACCGCUAGCACCAUGCCCCGUAUAGACGCGGACCUUAAACUCGACUUCAAGGAUGUUCUGCUGCGACCUAAGCGGAGCAGCCUCAAGAGCCGAUCCGAGGUGGAUCUUGAGCGAACCUUCACAUUUCGAAACUCAAAACAGACCUACUCGGGGAUUCCCAUCAUUGUGGCCAACAUGGACACUGUGGGGACAUUUGAGAUGGCUGUGGUGAUGUCACAGCAUGCCAUGUUUACAGCUGUCCACAAGCACUACUCCCUGGAUGACUGGAAACGGUUUGCGGAAAACCACCCGGAAUGCCUGCAGCAUAUAGCUGUGAGUUCUGGCAGCGGGCAGAAUGAUCUUGAGAAGAUGAGCCGCAUCUUGGAAACUGUGCCUCAGGUGAAGUUCAUCUGCCUGGAUGUGGCCAAUGGGUAUUCGGAACAUUUUGUGGAAUUCGUGAAACUGGUCCGAUCCAAAUUCCCCGAACACACCAUCAUGGCAGGGAACGUGGUAACAGGAGAGAUGGUGGAGGAGCUCAUCCUUUCUGGAGCAGAUAUCAUCAAAGUGGGAGUUGGACCAGGUUCUGUGUGCACCACCCGAACCAAGACAGGAGUGGGCUACCCGCAGCUGAGCGCCGUGAUAGAGUGCGCUGACUCCGCCCAUGGCCUCAAGGGGCACAUCAUCUCUGAUGGAGGCUGCACGUGUCCAGGAGAUGUCGCCAAAGCCUUUGGAGCUGGUGCGGACUUCGUCAUGCUGGGAGGCAUGUUCUCAGGCCACACCGAGUGUGCAGGAGAGGUGAUUGAGAGGAACGGGCAGAAGCUGAAACUCUUCUAUGGCAUGAGCUCAGACACAGCCAUGAAGAAACAUGCGGGAGGCGUCGCUGAGUACAGGGCCUCUGAGGGCAAGACCGUGGAAGUGCCUUACAAAGGGGAUGUGGAGAACACAAUUCUGGAUAUCCUCGGAGGACUUCGGUCCACCUGUACCUAUGUAGGGGCCGCCAAGCUCAAGGAGCUCAGCAGGAGAGCCACGUUCAUCCGGGUGACCCAACAGCAUAACACAGUGUUUGGUUAACCUCAGGGAUGCAGAUGUGUUGAGCCAAGUGGAAGCCUCCUUUUGCCAUGCUUCGCCCCUCCCCUCCUUAUCUGCCCUAGCAGGCUGGCUGCUAUCACAGAUGCUGAGACUGAGUCCUGAUCAUGGAGCCCGAGACCUUGGGGCUUACCCUAGUGCCUGUGUGGGGCCCAGAAGCAGGAUGCUUGCGGGGCCCUGGGUCAGCACCUGGAACUCAUUGCCUCCUGGUUUCAACCAGCCCUUGCACCCUCCUUUCUGCCUGCCAUUUGUUUUCUUUCUAAAGGACAAUGGUUUCACUUUUAAUAUAAUGCUCUAUGAUCUUCA
Molecule: messenger RNA, 1582 nt
Organism: Mastomys coucha (southern multimammate mouse)
Lineage: Eukaryota; Metazoa; Chordata; Mammalia; Rodentia; Muridae
Gene: Gmpr
Product: guanosine monophosphate reductase
Exons: 9
Coding region: 224-1261 (345 amino acids)
Biological process (GO): nucleotide metabolic process
Cellular component (GO): GMP reductase complex
Molecular function (GO): GMP reductase activity
Source: RefSeq, a predicted model, not a curated record